AACGCCAGUAACCACUUGACAGGACUCACUCCACGCUACUAUUUCACAAACAAACCUCACCAACCUCAAUCCAAAUGUUAAUUUUCGAAACCGUGUCCGAAUCCUGACCGAUAGCCCACAGAUAUGACAUCAUCCCCGACACCAUCCUUAUCAUUGAUACCGUCAGCGUCUCGACCACCCGGCCCCACAGGCUCGGGUUCCCGAACCUUAGCUAUGGCACAAUCAAUGGGCCUAGUUCGGUCCCGUUCUUUGCAGAAUCGAAGUUGUCCAAAACCAAGCUUACUACCGCGUUCUUCACCAGUAAUGUCCAAUGGUUUUGCUGGCUUUUCUUUUCUCAUUGUAAUCGAUUUUGAAUCCACAUGUUGGGCCGAGAAAGGUCCGGGUUGCUUUCCACCAGAGAUCAUCGAGUUUCCUGCCGUUCUUUUGGACACCCAAACCGGCCACAUUCUCGACGAGUUCCAUUCGUAUGUAUUGCCCACGGAAACGCCCCAAUUGAGCGAGUUUUGCACCCAACUUACUGGUAUCAGGCAAGAUCAAGUAGACACCCAAGGCGUUCCUCUACCCACUUGUUUGUAUUUAUUUGCCCAAUGGAUGAGAAAGAUCCAAACCCAUUGGAACAUAGUCUUGCACGAAACGCGUUUGGGUUUUCGAUCGACUACAUUCGUCACAUGGUCAGAUUGGGAUUUCCUCGUGUGCCUUAACUCUGAAUGUAGACGCAAACGAAUAACCAAGCCGGACAUGUUCAACGCAUGGGUGGACCUCCGUUUCAUUUACACCAAAUUCUACGCGCGGAAGCCCAAGGGACUUCAAGGGGCCUUGCAAGAUGUGGGCCCUCAGUUUGAGGGACGAGAGCAUUCGGGGCUCUGUGAUGCUCGAAACACGGCUAAAUUGGCUUGGCAUCUCAUUCAGGAUGGUUGUCCAAUCGGACUGACCAAAGUGUUGGGCGGCACUCGCGUGUCUGAUGCUCUUCGGUAUCAGCAUGUGACUUCAAAGCCACCAAAUCAGUGAUUUGAAGCGAGUGACUGUUGAAGACAGACAAGAAAGUGACGCCAAGCGGAAACAGGGCCCUCUAAUGAGCCGAAAGCAAUCUGGGAGAUCUAAAUCGCACGUGGCUUGAUCUCUUCCAGAGGAACAGAUGCUCUUCAGAGUGCCCUCAAGUCAUUUCUCAGUACUCAAUCCUGGAUUUGACGAGCUUGGAUAGCCAAAUUUGACUCUCUGGGGACGUGGAAUACUUCCGAGUUCCUUCUUGUUCGUUUACCCAUUCCGAGAUAUGCUGUUACCGAGGAGUGAAGAAUUCGAUUUGGGUCGCUUUUAUGUGGGUUUUAUCUGUUGAAUUUCUAUUAGACGAAUCAUGAUAUCGAGACUCCGAUUUCGGAGAAGACCAAUUUAUAGGAACGUCUUCCAUUUCAAGUGCUUGUCGUCGUUUUAUCAUCAACGUUUGGAACCUAAUAAACUCCAGGACUGUUAC
Messenger RNA from Tigriopus californicus, 1468 nucleotides. RefSeq names its product ERI1 exoribonuclease 2-like. The record is from RefSeq and is a predicted model, not a curated record. The transcript is spliced from 3 exons. Lineage: Eukaryota; Metazoa; Arthropoda; Copepoda; Harpacticoida; Harpacticidae. Gene Ontology annotation, biological process: exonucleolytic trimming to generate mature 3'-end of 5.8S rRNA from tricistronic rRNA transcript (SSU-rRNA, 5.8S rRNA, LSU-rRNA). Bases 124 to 1008 code for a protein of 294 amino acids. Gene Ontology annotation, molecular function: 3'-5'-RNA exonuclease activity; nucleic acid binding.